Messenger RNA from Hydra vulgaris (swiftwater hydra), 1428 nucleotides. NCBI's taxonomy places the organism in Eukaryota, Metazoa, Cnidaria, Hydrozoa, Anthoathecata, Hydridae. The record is from RefSeq and is a predicted model, not a curated record.
AUUUUAUAGUAAUUUAUAUUUAAAAUUAAAAUGAAGAUAAACGCGUUAAAAUAACUAGAUUAAAGAAGAGUUUACAACGUGACGAAAACAAAAUGCUCCAUUUUUAUAAAUUUUUCUAUAGCGAGGCUGACACUUUAACAGACAUAAAUCACAAUUUUACAAUUUACAUUGGAGUUAUUUUUUCUUUUUUUGGAUUGUUAGGAAAUUUGGUAUCCGUUGCUAUUUGGAAAAGAAUCAAUCGUAAGAGGUGCAACGAUAGAAAAAGUGCUGGUGUAUAUUUAAUUACUUUAAACGUAACAGACUCUUGCUUAUUAGUUUUGUUUUUAAGCACUGAAGGAUUACAAACGCUCAUGCCAAAUAUUAUUUACGGUAGCUAUACCUUUUUCUAUACUCAUGUUGGAAUUCCAUUGUUUUAUUGGUAUUUUUGUUCAAGUGUAUGGAUAGUUGUUUUUCUAACAUUAAAUCGCCUUAUAGCUGUAUUGUUUCCUUUGCGUUCGAAACGCCUUAAUAGUCUUACAAACACCUACAUAAUCAUUUCUGUAGUUUUUUUCCUUUCACUUGUUUUGAAUAUACCUCGUUUUUAUAACUACCAAACAUUGUUUAUAAGUAAUAGUUCGGUUUAUGAAGUGUUCAAUCAAACACAAAUAAAAUCAUUUCACUCUUAUGAGUUUGGAGUGCACUGUAUGUUUUUAUUAUUUUCUCCUUUUUUAAUAAUAUCUGUUUUAAAUUCUUUAAUCAUUUAUAAACUAUGCCAAAAAAUAGGACCAAGAGAAAGGACAAAAAGAUUGCUUUUGUCUCAAGAAAAAAAAACAACAUUGAUACUAAUGACGGUCUCUAUAAACUUUUUGAUAUUUUUGAUGUGGCAAUGUGCUUCACAAUGUUUUUGGAUAAUCGAGUCAGAGAGCAAUGAUUUGAAUGGUAGUAAAACUUACGAUCUGUUUCAUCACUUUGGAAUAUUAGGCAUUGUGAUAAACUCUUCGAAUAAUUUUAUACUUUACUGUGUUUCUGGAAUGGAAUUUCGGAAAGAACUUUAUGCACUUUUUAAAAGACAGUUUAAAAGUAUUGACAAGAUCGGCAGCAACAACACGCUCAACAUUUUUCGUGAAAAAUUGAACACGAGCGAUCGAAUCUUAUCAAAGCCAUAGACUUUGUAUUUUUUUUUUUUAUAUGUUUUCGUAUAUUUUAUUUACUAUUGUUGUAAAUAAUUCUUCUUUUUUUAUGUUAGACCUUUCACGUAUUUUUAUGAAUAAGUUUAAACAUGUUGCCAGUUUUUGAACAUAGUUUUAAAAGCGGAAAACGAGAUUACUAUUUUAUUAAUAUAUUUUGCUGUUUAAAAAUAUAACAAUCACGAGAUAUAUUUUACAAUUUUUUACGAUCAUGGGAUCUUAUUUAUUUUUAACAGCAAAAUUAAAACACAGUAUCAAAUGA